AGAAAACAAUGAGAUAGCAGUAAUGUGAUAAGCACACUGCGGCCAUGGCGUCUGCUGGACUACACUAAUUAACCGGCGAUGACAGCCGGAUUAACUGUGAACCAGAGCCGACUCUUACACAGUUUACAGACUGUCCUGUGUUAAAACUGGAUGUUUCCACCUCUGCUCGUCUCCUAACCUGGGCCCAGGAUGUCUAAACUACCUGGAAAUGCGGGGGUGGCGGUGCUCGGGGAUAAGUCUCUGGAGUUCUACCGGGACCCAGUGAGCUUCUGCCGGCAGAGGGUCGACAAACACCGGGGCAGAGUGUUCCAGAGCCGGCUACUGAACAGACCGACCGUCUUCGUGUGCUCCGUGAGGGGCAUGAGGGAGCUGCUGUGGGAGAAGUCAAACAUGUUUCUCAAGGAUCCGACUGAUUUGAUGACCAACAUGUAUGGAGAUACAGUCGUAACCACCAAUGGUGAAGAGGCGUGUCUUCUCCGUCUGUCCUUAACCAGCCUGUUUACAGGAAGCUGUUUAGAGUCUUCAAGGGAUUAUAUCACCAGUGUGUGUGAGCGUUGUCUGAAGGAUCUUUCCCUCAGGCAGCCAAAGUGUAUCUACUCAGCAUUCAAGAGUUUGGGGACAGAGUUGGUUUUGGGUCUCUUUCUGAAUGUACAAGCAGAGGAACAGCCUGAACUUUUCCAGGAGAUCACACACCUCUGUACGCUGCACUGGCACGGUCUGAUCUCCGCUCCAGUAAACGUUAAAGUUCCUAUGUGGUCGUCAGGUUUCUCCACAGCUCUUGAGGCCAGAGCCAAACUAAUGGACAUCAUUAAAGAUAAACUGGAAAAUGACAAACAGGGUUUUGUUGGUACUCUUGGAUCUUUGCCGCUGCCCAACUCCAGCUCUGCCUCCCAACACCUCCUACUCUUCAUCUCAGCUCUGAUCCCCAAAGCUCUGGCAUCGCUGCUCACCUCCUUCACACUGGCACUCAGUGGGAAUGAACAGGAGGAGACUCGUAGACGUGCGAUGGCAGACCCUGACUACCUGCAGAGAGUUCAGCUGGAGGUGCAGAGACUGUGGCCUCCUUUCAUUGGUGGACGCAGAAUUGCUGAGCAGGACUCCAGCAUCGCAGGGUUUCAUGUCCCGAAGGGUUAUGGUGCAAUCUAUAUCAGCCACUCUGUGCAUCGAGACCCAGAGGUGUUUGAGCAGCCAGACAACUUCCUGCCGGAGAGAUGGAGCGGGAGGAAUGCAGGCCAGGAGCACCUGCUCUGUUCUUUCGGCAGUGGGCCCAGGAGCUGCAUUGGAUCUAAACUCACCGAAGUCUUCCUCAAGGAAGUGUGCAUGUACCUGUUAAAGCACUAUGACUGGUGUUUGGACCCCCCAUCGCAGGACCUUGAGUACAAAUGGCUGCCUGUUUCUCGCCCCGCCAACCCCCCCACCAUCUCCUUCACCCGACUGGAUCAGACCAGAUCUGACGGGAACCACACUUGCUAGGGAAGCCCGGUACGUGCAGUGAUGAACCUGCUGAUAAACGGAGAGAAGAACAAAAAAUGUACAACCACAUGAAAAACUGUAGCUUUAGGCCAAAUGUGUCUGUCAGAUUGUGCAGUCAAAGCUGGAAAAUAUCUGAAGACACAGAGGGAAGCCGGUAAACUGCGAGGCUUUCCCCUGCUGCGUAUUAUACAGUAAUCAUCGCGGGGAAAGCCGACGAGUGUGCUCCUUUCACUCUGUGUGUUCCUCUGCCAGAUAUUCAGCAGCUUUCCUGUAUGCAUCUGCAACACAACACAGCACAAAUGAGUCAUUAUAUUUUUCAUAUUGUUCAAUAUUUUUGCACUUUUUAAGUUUCUCAUGUAAUUCCAGUUAGAAAUGAUUCAUUGGAGGAUGAAACAAUCUGACCCCAUUAACCUAUCAGUAGGAUCACAUCUAUCCUAAAUUCAGUCUCUGUAACUUUUCUCCUCACUUUGCAGUAUGUGUUCUGUUAAAUCAAAGAAAACACACACGCUCUUAAAAAGUGAACCUUCAGAUUCCAUCACUGACUGCAAACCUGUCUCCCCUCACCCCCUAGCAACCACUGCUUAGCAACAGUUCGUCAUACCGACUCUGACUUGCCUCCUUUUAGUAUGCAAGUCUUACACACACAAAAACACACACUCAGACCUGGUUAUUUUUGAAAGCGCGCAGUUGGCAGCGAUACACGCCGCAUCCGAAUCACAUGGAAACGAUGCCAGAAGGUGUUUUAAGAGAGCACGCCUACAUCUGAAGGAGACUCUGUAGCGCAGGAGCCAUAGGAAUUAUUAUUAUUAAUAUUAGUCAUAAAUCUAGAAUUGUUUUAGUUGCAUAUUUUUUAAUAAUUAUGCAGGUUACAUUUGCUUGUGUCCGAUGUUGUUUUUGAGUUCUUCAUGUAAUGUUUGUAUUUUUAGAGACAGUACUCAUCCCACUCAGAUAACACUCAGCCAUGUUGCGUAUGUUGUUAUUUUUGAGUGCGGUUGCUUAAUUUUUAGAAGAAAUAAGACUAUGAAAUGUAAAUCUAUCGCUGUUUUUUGAUGACCUUUAAAUAUGAUUAGUUAUUUUGUCAGUUUAAAUGUAACAAUAACAAUGUUUUGCUGAUUUGACUCUUGUAUCUAAAAAGAGAAAUUUUUAUAUAUUGUUUCUUUAUUAAAACUUCAUUGAAAUCAUUGAAAUCUUGAUUAAUACGUACAUCCUUUACUAAUCUUACAUUCCUUUCAUGGUAAAUCUUUGCACCAAAGUCCAAAUGCUGAUUGUUAAUAAGUCAAAAGCGCAUUCCCUGCUGCAUAAUAAAGGAUUUAAAGCCUCAAUAAAUCUUGAUUUAGAUGCAGAAGCUGGGAAAAACAUAGUUAAAUGUCAGUAAGUGAACAGUUAAUAGCUAGAAGAUACAUUCAGAUGUAAAGCAUGUGUGAAUCUUAAUGAACCAGCUGAAAAAAAUCUUAGCAAAGGUUGUUUCUUAACACUGUAGGCAAUUUAGGUCAAUAAAUGCGAUGAACUGGCGAAAUGUCCAGGGUGUACCCCGCCUUCGCCCGUAAGUAGCUGGGAUAGGCUCCAAGUGACCCCCGUGACCCUAGUGAGGAUAAAGCGGAUUCAGAAAAUGAUGAUGAAAUAUAAUCAUCAUUAAUCUUUUAUAAACAACCCCAGCUUUCAUUAUCUUUCCUUAAGCAGUCAAUAAACUCUUAACAGCCUUCUUUUAUGUGUAUAAAUGUCUUAUAAGCUCAAAAUAAUAUUUUAUGAUAUAGAUAAUAACACCUGUACAAUCCAAUAAACACAUAAUAUUAAUAAUAAUCGUAUCAGAGUCUAUUACAUAUAAAGUAGUGUUUAUUACCAGAGCAUUAACGUCAUAUAUUCACUGUAUACUGUAGGUGUUUCAGUGUCUUCAUCAUUAUGACCACUGUGCUGAAGUUGAACCUCCACAUGAGUGCAGAUCAGUUUCUCUAAGCUGUGCAUCCAAAAAGGCAAUAACCCUAUUAAGCUGUUUACAUGGCUUGUGAAAGACAAUGCUUUACAAAUAUUUCUUGUGAACAUAAGAGUUUUCCCACUGGUGACAGGCAUUCACAUGUGCAUGCACUGACUCCGAAACAUCUGAAAAAUGUAGGUCAACAUUUCUGUCCAAAUGCGAAGGACCUUGAAAAUAAAGAUCAAUGUCAGUGCCCAAAGAACUUGUUCAAAGCUUCCCAAGUUGCACCUAAACACCAAAGAGAUCAGAUGAUUUGGUCCAAGACUUAUCCGUUACCAGGUAAUGUUCCAAAAAUGUUCACGGAAUAAAUGACAUGUCACAUAUCACAUGUUUAAGCACUCUUUCUAUAUUAAACCAAGCUCUGUUGAUAUUCCCUAAGCAUAUGGUGUCAGUGAGUAAACCUAAUUAAAAACCUAAUUAAAAAAAAGUUGAAUAUUGUUUGUGGCAGACACAGCUGUUACUAUAGCCUCAGUCGAAUCCCAAACGUACCAAAAGUGGUUAAAAACCCAUGAUGUUGACACGCAUGUAUAUAAAGCGUGUUGUUAUGAAAUGUUUACAUAUCUGUGGUUUGUGAAAACAGCGCUAACAUUUUAUUCUGGAGACCAGGUGGGAUACACUUAAGUUGUAGAAGUCAAAAGGAGGAGGAGGCUGAUGUAUUAAUACCUACAGACGACAGAUUUCGACUCAGAUGGUGAAAUAUUAGUUAUAAAAUCUUGUCUUUCAUGUUGCACCAAUGCUACCAUUAGGAGCAGGUUUUCCUAUUUUCCUUUGUGUUAGUUGUUCAGCCUUUUCUUUUUGGAUUAAUUGGUGGUUUCAUGUGUCUUUUAGGAAUUAUUUCUUUGUAAGAUAAUAACAUUAACUUAACUACCGAUAUUCUGACUUGGUGUAAAUGUUGUUAGAUCACUUUGUUAGACCUUUCUGUGGAAAUGGAACAUUCUCAUAUUUUCUUCUCUUUGCGUGGCAGGUCUUACUUAAGCUGUAGUAGGAGGUUGUUUACUUUAUUAUGUAACAUUUUUGACAAGAUGCUACUUCACGUCAGCUACCUCUUUUGGACAUUGUUACAUAAUGUUUGUUUGGAAAGAGGUAUCCGUUUCCAUCGCAGCCUCUUGGAAGCAUCGACACUGAAGGAGGUUUUACACUUACAAAAUUAGCUCUCUGUGGCUGCAGAUUGGUGGGUGAAAUGAGACAAAAUGAAACAAGGGUUCUUUGCAUUUUGUAUCAUUUUCUGCUAUAAAUGUAAUAUUGUAUUUAUGCCUCCCUGGCACAACAUUCUUGACAUUCAUUGAGAAUUCACCGGGCUACUUUAUGGGUCAGCUGAUUUUUUAAUUAACCCUUAAAAUGUGAAAGGUCAUCCACAGGGAACCUAUUUACACCCAAAUAAUUUUUUAAUAUGUCACAUUAUAAACUAGAAGAUAUUUGGAGUUAAAGACUUUUAGAAUUGCGGAGAUGCAGCUGUAUGUCACAUUUCAGAGCCUAUUAAUGUAAAGAACACUAAUGGACUAAAAAUGUUAUGAUGAUAAAAUGUUUCAUAUCAGACAGAAACUACAGCAGGUCAUGAAAUUAGAAUGAAAACAUUAAUUUCCACAGAUUUUUUUUGGUUUUGAGUGAAAGUUAAAGAAACUAUUUAGUUGUGAUAAGAUGAAGAAAAUGUAACAAAACAUAUUGAGACACACCAAGAUGAAAACUAUUUUAUUUUUUAAAUUUAUUUUAUUGGUUUAUUUAGGACCAUGCAUAUUUAUGAACAUUGUUGUAUAAAAAAUACACCCAUGUAAAUAUGGCAGAUUUAGCAAAAAUAACUACUUUUCAUCUGCAGCCCCUAGGCAGGUGACAGAACAAGACAUAAAACAGCCAACACUGAUACAGCACUCAUUCACUAUGAAUUAAAAAUUAACAAGUACACAUAAUUAUGACAUAGACAUCAUCAAAACAAACAAA
Molecule: messenger RNA, 5380 nt
Organism: Sphaeramia orbicularis (orbiculate cardinalfish)
Lineage: Eukaryota; Metazoa; Chordata; Actinopteri; Kurtiformes; Apogonidae
Product: putative cytochrome P450 120
Exons: 11
Coding region: 190-1473 (427 amino acids)
Biological process (GO): sterol metabolic process
Molecular function (GO): iron ion binding; heme binding; monooxygenase activity
Source: RefSeq, a predicted model, not a curated record